Molecule: messenger RNA, 2132 nt
Organism: Temnothorax curvispinosus
Lineage: Eukaryota; Metazoa; Arthropoda; Insecta; Hymenoptera; Formicidae
Gene: Pdhb
Product: pyruvate dehydrogenase E1 component subunit beta, mitochondrial-like
Exons: 5
Coding region: 249-1310 (353 amino acids)
Biological process (GO): pyruvate decarboxylation to acetyl-CoA
Molecular function (GO): pyruvate dehydrogenase (acetyl-transferring) activity
Source: RefSeq, a predicted model, not a curated record
ACGCCACUGCCAGUCGACGCGCCGCCGUUUCGGACUGAGGACCGUGGCACGUUUCGUAACAGUCCCCCGAACGGUACGCGUCCUUGGCUCUGUUAACGCAGUCUCUGUUUUAGUACAGGAGACGAGGAUUUUUCUCGGACGUCUCUCGAGUCGUCCUCCAAAAGAGAGAGAGAGAGAAGAGAUUGUUCUCAGAGAAAGCCUCACCGCGAGAAACCUCCGUCGACCCGCUCCCCCGUCAACAACGUAACAUGCUCACGACCGCCGUAAGGACCGUCGUCCGCCGAUCGUUCUCCACGUCGAGAUGGGCAUCAUCGCAGCAGAUGACUGUGCGAGACGCUCUGAACUCGGCCCUGGAUGAGGAGAUGGAGAGGGACGAGAAGGUGUUUCUUCUCGGCGAGGAGGUGGCUCUCUAUGACGGCGCGUACAAGGUUUCCCGGGGUCUCUGGAAGAAGUACGGGGACAAGCGUGUCAUCGACACGCCAAUUACAGAGGCUGGUUUCACCGGUAUCGCAGUUGGAGCAGCUAUGGCCGGCCUGCGACCAGUCUGCGAAUUCAUGACAUACAAUUUCUCGAUGCAAGCGAUCGAUCACAUUAUCAACUCUGCCGCCAAGACGUAUUACAUGUCUGCGGGUAGAGUCAAUGUGCCAAUCGUGUUUCGCGGUCCCAACGGUGCCGCCGCAGGUGUCGGGGCGCAACACUCGCAGUGUUUCGGUGCCUGGUACAGUCAUUGUCCUGGCUUGAAAGUGGUGUCACCCUAUAACAGCGAAGACGCCAAGGGUUUGCUCAAAGCAGCCAUUCGAGAUCCUGAUCCAGUGGUGGUGCUCGAGAACGAAAUAUUGUACGGUGUACAGUAUCCUAUGUCUGACGAGGCUUUGUCCAAGGACUUUGUCUUACCCAUCGGCAAGGCUAAGAUAGAGCGGGUGGGCAAUCACGUGACCUUGGUAGCACAUUCCAAAGCUGUCGAGGAGGCUCUCGAAGCGGCCAACGAACUUGCCGGCAAGGGAAUCGAAGCCGAGGUGAUUAAUCUACGUUCUCUUAGGCCGUUGGACAUGGAUACCAUCAUACAAUCUGUGGUGAAGACGAAACACCUGUUGACGGUUGAGCAGGGUUGGCCGCAGUGCGGUAUCGGUGCGGAGGUCAGCGCGAGAAUCGCUGAGAGCGAAGCUUUUUAUCAUCUUGACGCACCUGUGAUUCGUAUCACAGGAGUCGACACGCCUAUGCCAUAUGCAAAAUCGCUGGAGAUUGCGGCCUUGCCACAGAUCAAAGACAUAGUGUAUGCCGUCAACAAAGUGUUAGGAGUCACGCAGUAGUCAAUUGUACGCGAGUACUUAGGUGAAAUGAUAUUUCUACGAUUUUCCUGACGCGCAAGUUUUCCUAUCCCCGCCACAAUCUACCCAGUACAGCGUACCUUGUCUAAACAUCGAUGAAUAAUAGUAGAAUAAAUGCAGAGGAAUGAAUGACAGUAAGUACAAAAUCUCCGUUCAGUAAAGAUAAUACUCUGUCGCCACUGGGUAGAAUAUUUUGAAAACAUUUCCUUAUAAGUUUUUUGCGUAAAAUUCUUACAAGGAGGUACGUUUGAACGAAAAUACGUUUGUACAUUCAUUAUAAUGUAUAAACGAGGUUUAAGCAAAUGUGCUUCUUAAAAUAGCGCGCAAAAUGUGCGAUGUGUAUCCUGUACAUUAGUAUAUACAUACACACGAUAUUAAUAAUGUUAUUAGAUAACGCGAUAAUAAAUGUAAAUAUAUAUUUUAGUAGUUUAGCGAUAUUUUAUUUAAAAUACCCAAAUGUUAUAGUUACCAACAUUGUUAUAGAUGCAAGUUUUAAAAUUCAAUUCAUUUCAUUAAUAUUCACAUUGGAUUUAAAUAAAUUAACAUUAACUUCCAGUUGAAUAAUUACGAAGUGGUAAAGAGAUAACCGAGCUGCCGUGUCUAUAAAAACUGCCUUUCACUUUGUAGAAUUCCACAUCGCGCACUUAAUUGAAAAUAUCACUAACUUAUAAGAAAAUGUUGAUAGUGCAAUAUGCGUUAUCGCAUAUAUGUAUAUCUAAGUGCACAAUUACAGGCAGCAUACAAUAUGUUGCAUCUGUCUACUAUUUAUUACAGAAAAUUAAUAAAUACUGUACAAAUGAUCAA